This is a messenger RNA of Brienomyrus brachyistius, 2244 nucleotides long. Its product is annotated as homeobox protein BarH-like 1. NCBI's taxonomy places the organism in Eukaryota, Metazoa, Chordata, Actinopteri, Osteoglossiformes, Mormyridae. The coding region runs from base 208 to 945 and encodes 245 amino acids. The transcript has 4 exons. The record is from RefSeq and is a predicted model, not a curated record. Gene Ontology annotation, biological process: regulation of transcription by RNA polymerase II. Gene Ontology annotation, molecular function: RNA polymerase II cis-regulatory region sequence-specific DNA binding; DNA-binding transcription factor activity, RNA polymerase II-specific.
AUGUCGAUUUGGAAAUGUGCGCGCACAAACACAAGCAUAAAGAAAAGUGCAAGUUAAACGGAUACAGAACUUGAAAGCCUUAUCUUGUUUGGAAAUGAUGCCCAAAUGCUGAAAGUAUUUUUUUGUUGUUCGAAAUGCGAAGUCUUCUUGUGCAAUAACUGCGAAUAAACGGUAUUUUUUCGUUUCCCGGUUCAAAUCAGUCAGGCGAUGCAUCGUCUUUUGGAUUUUCGUGAACUCCACAGUCCUCCAAAUGCGCUACCGGAUCGAUCCCACAGAUUUAGGAGUUUCAUGAUUGAAGAGAUUCUGAAUGAUCCCCCGGCCGCCAACAUGUCUCCUCCGACGGGAGAAGCGCUCAGACUUGGACUGCAAGCACUUUUAUCAACACGAUCAUAUCACAAUCAUUUCGGCCUGAAACCAGAUCAUACUGGGGUUUUCAAGUUGCCUCUUUGCCCUCUGUCGUGCUCUUUCGGCUCUCCGCUGGGAUCCGCGCUCUACCCCCGACCGCCGGGACUGCAGGCCAGCUCCGCUUCUCGGCAUAUGUCCUUAGAACCGCAUCUCCACGGCAAGAUUAACCCCAGACUUGAUGGAGAAAGCAAGACAAAGAAAGGCAGAAGGAGCCGAACAGUGUUUACCGAACUGCAGCUUGUGGGCCUUGAGAAACGAUUCGAGAAACAGAAGUAUCUUUCCACACCGGAUAGAAUAGACCUUGCUGAGUCGCUGGGUUUAAGUCAGUUACAAGUCAAAACGUGGUAUCAAAACAGAAGAAUGAAGUGGAAGAAAGUUGUCCUGCAAGGUGGCGGGCUGCAAUCCCCCACCAAGCCAAAAGGUCGUCCAAAGAAGAAUUCCCUUCCCUCUAGUGAGCAGCUUUCAGAGCAAGAGAAGUCUAUAGACAAAAAUCUGGAGUCAGGCGGUCUGAAAAAUUACAACGUAAACCAGGAGGAAUGAAACGGAGUACGGCUGCCCUGGCGGUGACAGUUUAUUGAACAUUUGAACUGUAUUUUUCUUGGGUGUAUCCAGGGGAACUGAGGAGUGGUGCUGGAGAUAAAUGUCUCGCACGUGGUAUAAGCUUCGUUCAGCUUAUUUUUCAAAAAACAGAGCCUCAGCAACUAGGUGCCCCCAAUCGUUUAGAAAAGCGGAAACCAAAUGAAUGUCCUGCCAGUCAAUUAUUUUCUGCCCCAUGCAAAAGGGACGCACAAAAACGUUCAGCAGAUCACUGAUUCUGUCCCCUCUUUCAGUGAAAUGUCUGAGUACUCUAGUAUUUGUGUUGAGAGUUCCUAUUACUUGUACAUUUAUUUAAUAUGCUGUUUUAACAUUGGUAAGAUAUAUGCAGAUUGUAAGAAUCCCGUUGAAAUUCCGUAAGGAUCAUAUAAGAGUCAUAUACAUUUACACAGACACACAUAUAUAUCUCCCCUAUAUAAAAAUGUAACAUAAAAUUUUCCUAAUCAAGGGAUCGGGAUUUAUGUCCCCUUACCUUUCCCUAUUGUGUGAAACAUCUGCAAAUGCAUCAACGGAUCAACUGUAAAUUUUCAUUUAUUUGUUACAUUUCGUUUCUCUUGUCUCAUUACAAUUUUAAUAUGCCCUCCAAUGCUGCAUAUGUGUCGGAACAGUAAGCUCUAUAAAAUUAAUGUCAUGGAAACAUUUUCUUUGCAUUGUCACAUAAAUGUAUAGCGUUAUAGAUUACUUCGAACGGUAUUCCAUUCUUUAAAGUUUCCUUUAAUUCCAGAACACCCAUUGUGUAACCCCAGCUGGUGUUAAGCAAUAUGAGAAAUCGUUGGUAAGCAAUUAUAGAAACACUAUCAAUCAUGGGGUCUUUUCUCUUAAGUUAAGCGCUUAAAAAGUUACGCGAUUUUGACUUAUACGCAUGGGAGAACUGAGCCCUAUAUAUUUGUACUUUUUAAACCGUAGCGUUGAUAAAAUCUGCACUAGAAGUAAUAAGCUAGGGUGUUUUGCUUGUCAAUGUUGAUCUUUUUAGUGAGGACUGGUGACGUUUGUUAAUGUCGUACUACUUGUCUUUCGUCUCCAAAGACAUACAGUGAUUUUUGUGUCCUUGCCGGUGAUUCGCAUGCAAACAUAAUGUUACGUGUGGAGUAAUUAUUUGUUGUAGACUACAUUCUUCCAAUAAAAUAUACCCUGCGUUUUUUAAGGACCGUGUCGGCUACAACUGGAACUUGCCUUAUUCUAGCCUCUGAAUCAGUGCAGGGAUUCUGCUCGUUUCGGAUGUUACGUCAUUUAUAAACGUCAUUA